AUGUUCGACCCCUCGGGACCCCCGGCCGCCGGCUACAGCGAGCACUGCUGCCUGCACGCCCCGCACGGAGCAGCCCCCGCACCCCCGGGACCACCAGGGCUGGAUUUCCCCGUGUGCCACCAGCCCGGGCACCGCGGGUAUGGGCUGGCACCGGGAGCUGAACACGCCGGGGAUGGCUCCCGGUUCUCCACGCCCCGAGGCGCAGGGAAGCUGGGCAAGAAGCGAGCCCUGUCCAUCUCCCCCCUGUCCGACUCCAGCAUCGACCUGCAGACCGUGAUCCGCACCUCGCCCAACUCCCUGGUGGCUUUCAUCAACUCCCGCUGCGCCUCCUCCGGCGGCUCCUACGGUCACCUGUCCAUCAGCACCAUCAGCCCAUCCCUGGGGUACCAGAGCCCACCUGGGCAGCAGAAGGGCCAAGGGCACCUGUACACGACACCCCCAGCCUGCAGCUCCCACGAGGUGCCCGCACGUGGGGGGCUGCUGCAGCACCCACCUGCUCGAGGGGCACUGAAACACUGCCAGCAGCUGAAGCUGGAGUGGAGCCUGAGCAGCCCCCUGAGCACCAAAUUCCCAGAGGAGCGAUCUGAGGGUGACAUCUCCAGCCCAGCAUCCACGGGCACCCAGGACCCCUUGCUGGGCAUGCUGGAUGUCCGGGAGGAGCUGGAGAAGGAGGAUGGCAAAGCCGAGUGUGAGGCUGUGUAUGAGACCAACUGCUACUGGGACGGCUGUGCCAAGGAGUUCGACACGCAGGAGCAGCUGGUGCACCACAUCAACAACGAGCACAUCCACGGCGAGAAGAAGGAGUUCGUGUGCCACUGGGCGGCGUGCUCGCGGGAGCAGAGGCCCUUCAAGGCUCAGUACAUGCUGGUGGUGCACAUGAGGCGCCACACGGGAGAGAAACCUCACAAGUGCACGUUUGAGGGCUGCAACAAGGCCUAUUCCCGCCUGGAGAACCUCAAGACCCACCUGCGCUCGCACACGGGGGAGAAACCCUACGUGUGUGAGCACGAGGGGUGCAACAAAGCCUUCUCCAACGCCUCCGACCGCGCCAAGCACCAGAACCGCACCCACUCCAACGAGAAGCCCUACGUGUGCAAGAUUCCCGGCUGCACCAAGCGCUACACCGACCCCAGCUCCCUGCGCAAACACGUCAAGACCGUGCACGGCCCCGACGCCCACGUCACCAAAAAGCACCGGGGGGACGUGGGGCCGGGCCGGGCACUGCCCACCCCCGGUGCCCCCCCAGACAUGAAGCAGGAGAAGGAGGCAAACGGCCCCAGCGAGGCUCGGAAGGACGAUGGGAAACUCCUGGUGCCCGAGCUGGCCUUGAAGCCCCAGCCCAGCCCAGGCGGGCAAUCCUCGUGCAGCAGCGACCACUCACCCCUGGGCAGCACCACCAACAACGACAGCGGCGUGGAGAUGGCCGGGAACGCCGGCGGCAGCUACGAGGACCUGUCCACGCUGGAGGACGUGGUGCCCGGGGAGCCCAUGGGCACCUCGGGGCUCAUGGCCCUGCACAAACUGGAGAACCUUCGCAUCGACAAGCUGAAGCAGCUGAGGAAACCGGCGGCUUCCAAGGGGCUGAGCCUGCCCCCCAUCCCUGGAGCCGGCCUGCCCGGGGAGGUGCCACCGCCGGCCUCCCACCGCCGCAUCGCCGAGCUGUCGGCGGCCGAGCUGGGCCUGGCGGCGCCGGGCGAGCGCCGCAGCAGCGGCACCAGCACCGUCAGCUCGGCCUACACCGUCAGCCGCCGCUCCUCGCUGGUGUCCCCGUACCUGUGCCCGGGCGGUGACGCCGCGGCCAUGCCCGUGCCCGCUGACGGUUACGGUGCCGCCUCUCCGGAUGAGCCGCGGCGCUCCGGUGAUGCCGGGGGGCUGCCGGGGGUGGGCGACCUCACCCCGGCGCAGCGUUACCGCCUCAAGGCCAAGUACGCGGCGGCCACGGGCGGCCCCCCGCCCACCCCGCUGCCCAGCGUGGAGCAGGUGGCACCGGGUGGGCACGUUGGCACGCACGGGGGUUACCCCGCGCACGCCGGGCCUCGCUGCAUCACCAACGGCUUGGUGAGGAGGAACAGCUCCAAUGAGAACCCCGGCUACCCAGGCAGCGUGCCCGCUCAGCUGGUGCCCCGACACGGCGUGCGACGGGCGAGCGACCCUGCCCGGACGGUGGCCAAGCCUCCGGCCGUGCCCAGGGUGCAGAGGUUUAAGAGUGUGGGCAAUGUGAGCGUGCCAGGCGCGGGCAGGACGGUGCUGCAGCCCCUGGGUGGGUCCGAGGCCAACCUGCAGAGCCACGGCUUCUCCCCACGCCCCCCCAGCAUCACUGAGAACGUCUUCAUGGAGAGCAUGGGGGGCCCUGGCCCCGAAUCCGGCCUGCUGGACAUGGAGCAGUACCUGGGUUAUCCUGAGGAAAGCUUCCCGUGCCAGGGCACCAGCGUGGAGCUCCAGGGUGGCAUCUACGGCGCUCACCGGACCAUGGUGGGGACACAUGGGGACAUGGAGGAGGGGCUGCUGCAGCAGCCUGAGUUCUCCCUCCCGCCGUGCCAGAUGAACCAGCGCUUCCCCAGUUUGCCUGCUGGGAAUGGGGCUGUGCCAGAGCCCUGGGAUGGACCCACCCAGGGCACGCUGGGCAUGAGCUCCAGGCAAGGUGUGGGUGCUCCCACCAUGUCUGGGCCACACUGUCCCCAUCAAAACAUCGAGUACCCCCACCCCGGCGCCUGUGGGCAGCAUCCCAAACUGGUGAGCUCAUGCCAGGACCAAGAAUUUUCGGGGGGGCAUCGUUUUAACCGGCUCCAGAUCAAAUCCGAACAGCGAUACCCAGCACCGAGCCCGGCACUGGCUCCCUGCCCCAGCACCAAGCUGGCCGGGCCCUCAGCCUCCCCUGCUGCCUUUGGGCGCAGCAUGGACGUGGGGCACGGUGGGUACCCCCCUGUGGGACCCACACAAGGUGGGUACAUGGGCAUGGCCAGCCCUGGUGCCCGCCGAGCCCAGACCCCCACCCUGCAGAGCAAAGAGGUGAUGGUCCGGAACUACGUGGAGGCGCAGCAGGCGCUGAUGUGGGGGGAGCAGCCGCCCCCCUGCAAGGGCAGCGUGGGGCUGGGCAGCGAGCCCGGGCAGUGCCAGGCCGUGCCAGCCCCGCCGCCUUACCUCAGCCCCAGGUACUGCAGCUACCAACCCAAAGGGGAUCACCUGCAGAGCCUGGCGGAGCCCCAGCACCUCCUGAGCCCGCCCUGCUUCAACCCCGAGAUGAUCCCACACCCUCCAGCUGGCCCCAAACCCCCGGCUCACCAACCUGCCCUGAGCUACCCGAACAGCCUGGCACAGCCUGGGCAUGCCUACGACGGGGUGGACGCCGGUGCCCGGCGCCUGCCACGCUUGCCCCCGGCCCGCCCCGUGCCCGAGGGAGCCGGGACCCUCCCCCUGUACUACCCAGGGCAGGGGGGCAAAGGAGGGCACAAGCUGCUGGGGCAGGGGGCAGCGAGCUGCGGGCACUACGGCCCCGAGGGGCUCAAGGGCACCUCCUGUUACUACCUGGACUCUGGGGAGCAGGUGGCCAACAGCCUGGACUCGCUGGACCUGGAGAACACGCACCUUGACUUUGCUGCCAUCGUGGAGGACGUGGAGACCCCCCCGGCGCUGCCCGGACCCCCCAGCCCGGCCGGGGGGCUCCUGGUGCCCUCGCAUGGGGGUGCCAACAUGGCAGUGGGGGACAUGAGCUCCAUGCUGAGCACGCUGGCAGGGGAGAGCCACUUCCUCAACUCGCUGUCCUAA
Messenger RNA from Melozone crissalis (California towhee), 3765 nucleotides. RefSeq names its product GLI family zinc finger 1 (gene GLI1). Lineage: Eukaryota; Metazoa; Chordata; Aves; Passeriformes; Passerellidae. Gene Ontology annotation, biological process: regulation of transcription by RNA polymerase II; smoothened signaling pathway. Bases 1 to 3765 code for a protein of 1254 amino acids. The transcript has 11 exons. Gene Ontology annotation, molecular function: DNA-binding transcription factor activity, RNA polymerase II-specific; RNA polymerase II cis-regulatory region sequence-specific DNA binding. Gene Ontology annotation, cellular component: nucleus. The record is from RefSeq and is a predicted model, not a curated record.